Messenger RNA from Ornithorhynchus anatinus (platypus), 2360 nucleotides. Its product is annotated as sialic acid-binding Ig-like lectin 14. The coding region runs from base 202 to 2025 and encodes 607 amino acids. The record is from RefSeq and is a predicted model, not a curated record. NCBI's taxonomy places the organism in Eukaryota, Metazoa, Chordata, Mammalia, Monotremata, Ornithorhynchidae. The transcript is spliced from 10 exons.
GGAGGCCUGAGAGCUGAGAAAAGCAUUUCGAGUUGUUAGAGUUUAGAUGCCGCUUGUCUCCACCCCGGCUCCAGUUCGGUAAGUGUUAGGUCUUAAUUGCAUGAUGUUAACGGGACCACAAUAACCAGCCUCACUUGAAUUUGUUUCCGCUGAGACAGUUCUGCUUUUUAAGCCGCCAUCGCCUACCAGAAGCACCAUGAAAUGCUAGAGCUGAAGAUCACACUGAGGAUGAGCCUUCUGGGUCCCUCAGCCAGUGGUAGACCCAGAGCGGAUCCUUCCUGUAACACUGCUGGCCAGAGAAGUGAGUCCAGAGGGGAAGCUGGGAACUGGGAGAUGAGAUCGCCGUGCUUCCCCCAGGACUCAGACAUGGGGUGCCUUCAGCCACAGCUCCUCUUGACUCUGCUAAUCGCUAUGCUGCAGUGCAGUGAGGGGGCUCCAUCCUGGCAUGUGUCCCUGCCCUCCUCCCUGAAGGCCCUGAAGAACUCCUGCGUGGUCUUGCCCUGCUCCUUCAGGGCCCCACCAGAAGCCAGGUCCCCCUACACCAUCACCUGGUACCUGUACCGCUCCGUGGGCUACCCCGAGGUCUUUCGCAGCACUGCCCAGGCCAGUGCCCAGAGCGAUGCCCAGGCCCGCUGGAAGCUGCUUGGGGACCCGGCCCAGGGGGAGUGCAGUCUGCGGCUCAGCCCCGUGCUCCCCAGCGAUGCUGACGCCUACUACGUCUGGAUCAACUCCGAGGGAGGGAGCCAUGGCUUUUACGACAACACCCUGAAGUUGACCGUGGAAGAAACUCCGGAGCCGCUGCAGCUGCAUGUCCCCAGGGAGCUGAAGGAGGGGGUACCCGCCACCCUCACCUGCUCCGUCCAGCACACCUGCCCCUCGGACCCCCCUACCCUGACCUGGUCCGGCCUGGGGGAGGCCGCCAACGUGAGCCACCAGCCUCUGCGGGAUGGGUUGUGGCAGCUGGUAUCGCGACUGCAGCUGGUGCCCUCGGCCUCGGACAACAGUCGCCCUGUGGAGUGCAUGGUGCUAUACCCCAGCGGUCAGCAGAACUGGGACAGGACCAACCUCCGCGUCAAGUACCUGCCCCGGGCAGCCCAGGUGUCGAUACAGGGUUCUGGACCACUGACCGAGGGCGGCUCUGUCACCCUGCACUGUACCUGCCAGAGCCACCCGCCGGCCCGGGGUUUCCGCUGGACCCAGGGACCCACACGCACGAGCAUCCCGGGGGCCGGAGACCUGGACACCGUGACCUUGACGGGCCUGCUCCGCGACACCGGGCCCUACUACUGCGCCGGGAUCAAUGAGCUGGGUGUCGGGGAAGAGUCGGCGCCGCUGAACCUGGACCUGCAGUACAAGCCGCUGCUCCUGCCCCUGGGAAACUGCUCAGCACAGCCCGACGGGGGGCUGAUGUGUCACUGUGGGGCCCGGGGGAACCCGGACCCGAGCCUCGAGUGGCUGCUGCCCGGCGUUGCCCACCCUGUGCCCGGAGACUACAACGACUCGGCCAUGAGUGCUGUCUCCUCAGUCUGGGACGGGGCCGUGCUCGGGGAGCUCUGGAUGCUCGCUUCCCCGCCAGGGAACGUGACCUGCCGGGCACUGAACCUCCAUGGCCAGAGCGAGCUGCAGCUGCCCCUGUUGCCUCUGCCACCCUCAGGGUCAGAACGGCAGCUGCUUAUGGCCUUGGGGGCCAGUGGGGUCGGGGUGCUGCUGGUCCUGGUCCUGAUGAUUGUGGUCUGCCGGUGGAUCCGAAGCCGAAAACACGGAGCUCAGUCUCCCUUGGGCCUGAGCCUGCAGAGAGAAAACCAGGUUGGGGAAAAGCUGAGCCGGAGCCCCAGCAGCGUGGGGAUCGGGAAUCUCAUCCACAUGUAUCACACCCAGCGGGGGCCGGGACCGCCCCUCAGCCAGAAGCUGGCGGGAGAGAAGUUUGAGUUUCCAGGCCCAGAUGCUGAUUAUGAGAACUUUGAAGUGUUUGUUGGGGGCAGCCAGCCCAACUACCUGACCGAGCAGAUAUACUCCAACAUGUGACCCCCGAGCGGCCCCCCGCCCCAUUCUUCAGCAGGGUGAAGGCCUACCACCCCUAGCCUCGCCCAACUGCCACCUCUGCCCAGCCAGCAAUGGGGCUCCAGUUUCUAAUCCCGGAUGCGGGACUACUGUGUUCUGGCCUGGUGUGGGUGGGAGGGACCUUGCCUCUCCAACCCAUCACCUCUGCUCCCUUGGUCUGCCUAUUCUGGGGAGCUGCUCCUCUAGGGAAAAGGGCCUUGUUUCCACUCACUUCCUCUUCCCUCUCUUCUUCCUCAUUCCCUUCCUCCUCAUGUCUCGCAGGACACAAGAUUCUUUAAAUAAAUCGGUUUCAGAACAAA